Messenger RNA from Physella acuta, 1974 nucleotides. RefSeq names its product pseudouridylate synthase RPUSD2. Gene Ontology annotation, biological process: enzyme-directed rRNA pseudouridine synthesis. Gene Ontology annotation, molecular function: RNA binding; pseudouridine synthase activity. The record is from RefSeq and is a predicted model, not a curated record. Lineage: Eukaryota; Metazoa; Mollusca; Gastropoda; Physidae.
CUGGUGCUACUAUCCUGCGCUAUUAUACAUGCAUUGUCAUGUUCAUUUGAAAAGAUAAUCAACAAUUGUCGAGCAAAGCAAACUAUGCUCAUCAUUCAUAAUGCAUUGAAACUAUUGCAAAGAAUUGGCUAUAAAGGCAUUCCAAACCAUUCCUGCUGCAAGUUAAAACAUAGUACAGACCUUUUUACAAAGGAAACUUUUCUACCACUUAAUUACUUGAACCAGUUUUGUAAGAUAAGCACCACAAGUUCAAGUGAAGCUACCAUGGCAGAAUGUGCUCUGCCCAAAACAGAUAUCAGCCCAGCUGAAGUAGAAGUAGAUGAAACUAAAAUGAACAUCACAGACAAUCUAGAUGCUUCUAAACCCUUAUCUAAAAAUGCUAUGAAAAAGAUGGCCAGAGCUCAAAAACACAGUGAAUUAAAGAAGCAGAGGCGAGAAGAGAUGAGGCUAAAUCAAAAAGAUGAUGCUGGCUACAGCCCAGAGGACUUGAAAGACUCAUCUUAUUAUUUUGAAAAUGGUUUGAGGAAAGUUUACCCCUACACAUACAUUUUUGCAACUCAUGCAAAAGGACGAUGGGUUGGUAGGACUCUUCUUGAAGUUUUAGAGAAAGAAUUUGGAUACGAUCAACCUGGAGAUUUGGAGAAAGCUUUUGAAUCUGGAAUGAUCCAUGUCAAUAAUAACAGAGUGCCCUCUGACUACAGACUCAAAGACUGUGAUUUCAUCUCUCAUAAAACACACAGGCAUGAAAAUCCUGUGACUGCAGCACCCAUAGAAAUUAUAGAGAAUUCUGAAGAUUUAUUGGUUGUAAAUAAGCCAUCCUCUAUACCAUGUCAUCCCUGUGGAAGGUAUAGGUUCAAUUCUCUUGUGUUCAUUCUCGGAAAAGAAAUGGGGCUUGUUAAUCUACGAAACAUUUAUCGUUUAGAUAGAUUGACCUCAGGGAUUUUAAUUCUUGGCAAAAGUAUAGAAAAAACGCGGGUGUUAAUGAACCAAAUAGCCAAGAGACAGGUGCAGAAGGAGUAUGUGUGUAGGGUGGUUGGCAAGUUCCCAGAGGGAACUGUGACAGUAGAUCAACCACUCAUGCCCUUGUCAAACAAGCUGAGACUACAGGUUGUAUCACCUAAAGGAAAGUCAAGCCAGACAACAUUUACUCGUUUAAGUUACAACAAUAAGACAAGUGUUGUCAGGUGUGUACCACAUACUGGCAGAACUCACCAAAUCCGUGUCCACCUACAGUAUUUAGGCCAUCCAAUCAUCAAUGAUAUGUUUUAUAACAGCGAAGCCUGGGGACCUAACAAAGGAAAAGGUGGAGUCUAUGAACUCAAUUUUGAUGAGGUUUGUCAAAGAAUUUUAUCAGAACAUCAUGUGACGUUAUGGGACGGUGGAGAAAACCCGUUGUAUGAAGAAAAGUUAAAAGAAAUGCAAUCUUUGGCAGCUGUAGAUGACCUGACUAACACAAAGUGUAUAGAACAAAUCCAACAGGUGCCACGUGAGCAGAUUUCUGAAAGUCCAGUGUGCGUUGAGUCACAUACAGAUGGCCAGAAGAAUUCUGACAAUUUCUUAUGUCAUGAACCUCCCAUCAAGCGGUUGAAAACAGAAACUGUUCAAUCUGAUCCAGGUGGGGAGACAGCAGAUGGUGCCACUAGUCCACCUGAAGCAACGCAGCCUGGGUUUGACAUGGCCAGAUGGUCGGUUGAUCCUGCAUGUGAUCUGUGUAAGAAAAAACCUGUUGAUCCUGGGGAGAAGAAUCUUGUGAUAUUUCUUCAUGCGCUCAGAUACAAGGGUCCAGGGUGGGAAUAUGAGACAUCUUUACCAGAAUGGGCGAAAGAAGAUUGGAACAGGGAAGAUGACUACAUUAUUGAUACCUGUCCUAAAUUAUGAUGUUCAUGUUUACAUAGGGUGUGAGAAUGUGCUUAAUGCUGUCAUUUCUUUGAAUAUUUGUGUCCGUUAAAUUUGAAAUAAAAUUGGAAACCUGAA